This is a messenger RNA of Mugil cephalus (flathead mullet), 7175 nucleotides long. It is a transcript of the gene nlk1, whose product is annotated as nemo-like kinase, type 1. Lineage: Eukaryota; Metazoa; Chordata; Actinopteri; Mugiliformes; Mugilidae. The record is from RefSeq and is a predicted model, not a curated record. The transcript is spliced from 12 exons. Gene Ontology annotation, cellular component: cytoplasm; nucleus. Bases 423 to 1850 code for a protein of 475 amino acids. Gene Ontology annotation, molecular function: ATP binding; MAP kinase activity. Gene Ontology annotation, biological process: protein phosphorylation; intracellular signal transduction.
CCAGCUAGUAGCCAGCUAGCCGUAGCUGUCGCACUGAGAGCGACCUCAAGUCCAGCUGGGCUAAAGUAACCCGGGUCGUAAGGAGUCUGCUGGAUGCGCCGCCAUUCAGAAAACACGAGAAACCACCAACAUCUCUAUGGGAGGCUUCCAACCUGGAUGUUGCGACGCCAUGGCCAGCUAGCGAGCAGUCAGGAGCUAGCUGUAGCUAGCAGUCCAGCUAGCUCUAGGAGCCGGGCGACGAGCGUCUAACUCGGCUUUUUCCCAUUUUUCAAAUCUGCUUCCGUGCCAUGUCAUCCACCAUUUAACAGAGCCAGGAAGGAAGCUAAUGGGUCAUGCCAAGUGAGGAGCCGUGUUUCCUCCGCACCUAGCCGGCUGCAGCUCGGUGCCGCUCAGAUAUAGAGGAGUGUUUUGGUGAGAGGAGGAUGGCAUUUCACGGCGCAGGCCGACAGACCGUCUGUGGGGAUUUGUUUCCGGGCUCCGAGCUGGGCCACAAGUACUUCUGUGUCAACUCCUCCUGCGGAGCUCCCUCCACGGGCCUCAGUGCUACCCCGUGUCUGACUGGACCCACUGCCCCGGCAGGAACCCCUCGUCACCCCACCGCUCUCGGAGGAAGCACCGGCGGCGGAGCAGCGGUGCCCCAGCCCUACAGCAACCCGGCCAGCGAGGUGCCCAGCCCUGCAGAGAUGGAGCCAGACCGACCCAUCGGUUAUGGCGCAUUUGGUGUUGUCUGGUCAGUGACCGACCCGCGUGAUGGUAGAAAGGUGGCUUUGAAGAAGAUGCCUAAUGUCUUCCAGAACCUGGUCUCCUGUAAGAGGGUCUUCAGAGAGCUGAGGAUGCUGUGUUUCUUCAAACACGACAACGUUUUGUCAGCUUUGGACAUUUUGCAGCCUCCACAGAUCGACUGCUUCGAGGAGAUCUACGUGAUAACAGAACUGAUGCAGAGCGACCUCCACAAAGUGAUCGUGUCUCCUCAGCCUCUCACCACCGACCACAUCAAGGUCUUCCUCUAUCAGAUCCUCCGAGGUUUGAAAUAUCUUCACUCUGCCGGCAUCCUGCACAGAGACAUCAAACCUGGAAACCUGCUGGUCAACAGCAACUGCCUGCUCAAGAUUUGUGACUUCGGUUUGGCUCGCGUGGAGGAGCCCGACCCGUCGCGUCACAUGACCCAGGAGGUGGUGACCCAGUACUACAGAGCCCCCGAGGUGCUGAUGGGCUGCCGGCACUACGGCUCGGCCAUUGACGUCUGGUCAGUGGGCUGCAUCUUCGCGGAGUUGCUGGGACGUCGCAUCCUCUUCCAGGCUCAGAGCCCCAUCCAGCAGCUGGAUCUGAUCACAGAUCUGCUGGGUACGCCUCCUCUAUCGGCCCUGGCCUCUGCCUGCGAAGGAGCCAGAGCCCACAUCUUGAGGGGGCCGCACAAACCGCCGUCGCUGUCGGUGCUCUACAUGCUGUCUGACGGAGCCACGCACGAGGCCGUUCACCUGCUCUGUCGGAUGCUGGUCUUUGAUCCGGCUAAAAGGAUUUCCGGCAGCGACGCCCUCUCCCACCCGUACCUGGACGAGGGGCGCCUGCGCUACCACACCUGCAUGUGUCAGUGCUGCUACUCGGUUCCCAGCGGGCGAGUUUACACCCGAGACUUCGAGCCGGUGGCCGAGCGGCCGUUCAGCCACAGCUACGAGAACAGUCUGCUGUCUGUGUGGCAGGGGAAAGAGCUGAUCCAUCGCUUCAUCACGGAGCACCAGCAGGGAAAACGGGUGCCGCUGUGCAUCAACCCUCAGAGUGCUGCCUUCAAGACCUUCAUCAGGUCCACUGCAUGGCACUCCUCCAAGGUGUCGAGGAAGGAGGAGAGAUGAACGGUCCUCCUCCUCUUCGUCACGAGGAGCGACGACAGUUCGAGGAAGGAUUUUAUUGGCCGUGGCAUCUUGAAAAUAACAAAGAGUUUGGGUCCUCUUCUUUUUUUUUUUUUCUCUUCGUACGGAGUGAAACGACACACCCAACUACCCCCAGCCCCCAGCCCGGAGGGGGGAAAAACAGCCGACCCACCUCGUGAAAAUCCUCAAAUAGUUUCCCCACAAACCCACAAAGUUUCCGCUUUUAUCGACCCAAACGUCUGAUGAUCACGGCGUUUUUCGGUGCUGAAUUUAAAAAAGAAAAAAGAAAAAGAGAGAGAGGGGGAGAAAAAAAAGAAAAAUGCUGCUGAAAUGCUUGAUGAGGAAAAAGCAAGAGCAAAGUAACUGAAUUCGGUACUAGUUUGGAUUUUCCAUCUGUGUUUGUAGAGACUUUAAAGAUUAAUGAUUUUAACUGUUUGGUAGAAUUGAUUCUUAGUUGAUGUUUGAAGUCAUUCCAGCCCUGUGCAAUAUGGUUUCAUGUUCAAGCAGCGAUAAACACUCGGAGCGUGCUCUCUUGCCAACAGGAUUAACGGACGACAUAACGGGUCAGGCAUCACGACGUCACCACCCGCCAAACGACACCAUUAACCGCCAAACGCCGCCAAGAUUUCCUCUUUUUAUUUUGGGAAGGAAGAAGAAAAAAAGAAAAUCCAUUCGAACACAUCGCUCACUGUGUUUUUCGUCACACCGCGCGUUGGUGGCGAUAAUAAUGCAAUUAAACGGAUGUAGCAGGUUUUAGCCGACAGUCCUCAGCUGUUUCUCCUCAUAUAGUUGUCGUUUAUCUCCUCACAGUGACUUGUUUUAUUCUGGAUCAGAUUAAUCAGGAAUUCAUUCACCACGCAUCGUUUUUUUUACAGUCUGAGAUCUGCAGGCUGUGUGACUGCAACUGUUCGUUUUGGGGAAAGCAGGGCAGGAAAUCGUGACUCAGUGUUUUAGUCGUCUAAACUCAUUUUCUGCUAAUCGGUAAAUGCCACCCUUUUCUAUUACUCUCUCUAAUCUUGACCCUUUUUCCCCCCGUCUCAUCCGUGUUAUGAUCUAAACACCACCACCUGCGUGGACCCGCCUCAGAUUUCCAAGUGUUUUUAUGUCCCCGCCCCCCGACUUUUUAUCCCGCUAUUAGAGAGAGGACGUGGAAGCAGUGGCGAUGAUGUUUUUUUUUUUUUUUUUUUUUUUAAUCUCUUAAUUUAUUGAGUGUUUGUUAAAGAUUGUGUCUCCACUCUUUGUGUUUAACGCGACCCAUUUGAGCGUCUGUGGCGGUCUCGGUUACCUCAAACCCUUGAUACAUACAAAAAAAAUAAAAAAUAUGGAGGCUGAGGACAACAUGGUGGACCUGGGAAAUCACCUAAAACCCUCCCGUCACGACUUUAACGUCAUUCCUCCACGUUCAUGACUUCUUUUACCUCGUGCUUGCUCUUUGUCUCUCACCCCGCCGGUCUGAAUCAGUGUGAGGUUUUGAGAGAAGGAUGUUCAGUGAAAUGCUGCUGUUGUUUGUUUCUUUGUUGUUGUUGUUUAUUAUUUUUUUUUUUUUUUUUUUUUUUUUUUUUAGUUCCUGUUCAGUUUAAGGCUCAGGUGUCCUGUUGUAGACUAUGAACUGUAUAAAGCCACAUAAAGAUGUACCAGUAUUGAUCCUGGUUUGGAUGAUCAGGUUUGGAUUAUCGGCCUGGAGUCAGAAAAUAACUUUGUACAAAAGGUGCUUUUCCACCAAAGGUCCCAGGAAGAUAAAAUCCAGAGAACUUUUUGAAUACCCCAUAGAUGUUUACAUGAACCAAGUGUUCUUCCAUGGGAACCAGGAGAUCCCUUCAUAAAAACCAUUAAGGCUUGGACUUAAUUAUUAUAAAUUAUAAGUCCUCAAUCUUGGUGGAAAGUUCCUAUGGUGGAGGAAAAGUUCCUCUCUCAUAUUGGGAUAUGUUUCCCACACCAGAUCUAAACCCAUGAUAAACAUUGCAUAUUUGAACCAUCUUUGGGGAUUAACUGUCUCCAUAAACCUUGGUUCAGACCCUGGUUCCUGCUUUGCUAGAGUUCCCCAGUACAUUUUAGUUCCUGGUGGAAAGUUCCUGCAGUUGGUGAUGAAGCUUGUUUUCCGGGAAGCUUCAUAGUUUCUCCAUCACAUUGUGAUUUGUUUUCCACCCAAGGCCCUGGGAACUAAAACUUUGCUCAUAAAUAAGUUCCUGCAGUGGAAACUUGGGAGCAGAGUUCCUCAAAUGGAAAUUACCUGCUGGAGAUUAAACCAUCUCCCUCAAACUCUGGUUCCUGUGUUGGAAACGCACCUGGUGUAAGAAGUCAGAAGUUACAUAUAAGAAAGUGAAUAUAUUUGUGUCGUGGGACAUCGAGUCUGUGGACGAGAUGUGAUGAGUUUGAUGAGUUUUAGCAGAUGGAAUGAAAUAAGGAGCGACCAUACUGGUGGUUUUUACAUGUUUAGUUCCUCUAAUCUCUUUAGAUUGAUAAUCCUCAGUGCACAUAGAUCGCAACUAACACAAGAUACAAGUUUACAAGCUAAUGAGAGUCCAUCGUUUUUAUUGUUUUACUAGGAGAAUAAUGUGAGAUUUGAUGAAAACCAAACCCCUAUCAUGGAUCGAUUAACUCUGAUUGACAAGUUUUAUGUUUAUUUUAACAAAGUUCUGUUUGUAAUUUGCCCCAAAGUGUUUUAUUAUAACAUGAGUUUUAUUUGAUGGGUGAUUUUUUUCCCCCAUGUCGCCUGUGGAUGGAUUUUAAGACGCUGAUGUUUAAAAGCGGAACAAAGCGUUCACAUUGUCCUGGACUGUGCAUAAAGAUGGACGCCCCCUCCAGCUGCACAGACACAAGAUGGCGGCGCCGGUUUCCGAAGUAUUCACGUCGUCCAUCUUUAUCCGCAGUCUGCUCACAGAGUGUCGAUGAAUUAUGUCAGAAAGAGUUGCUAGAAAUAAAACCAGUGACUGCAUGAAGAAAACUAAAAAGAGAAAAAACAGUGGAAUAUUUAACUAGUGUGUUUGAAAACUAUAGAGGAUCUGUGUAAAGUGUACAGAUGUGAAGUUAAUACAGUGAAUUUAAAACAUGUGAAACCAUCAGUGUGGUCCUGGAGAACCCGGUUCCACGUCUGGCCCCCUUUUGACUGCAAGAACCUUCUUCUUUUUUUUUUUUUUCUUUAGGAUCUCAGGAACUUUACAUUGAGGGUCCGAACAGACGCUGAGUCUCUUAACAGGGCUGCUUUUAUUUUAAGUCCACGUUUGGUUUUAUGUUUUGAGUGGGAGCUCGGACACGCCGGGGGAGGGGGGGUGUGGGGGGGGGUGGGGGGGGGGGGGGUGGAGGACCUUCAGGUUCAGCUCCCGUGGCUGCUCCGUUUCCUGGAUCAAUCACUGAAAUGUUGGGGAAUCUGCGGCCAAGGUGAAAUGUUUUGUACUCGCCCUGAAGUUCCCAGCAGGCGGGGGCCGCCGGGGCCCCCCCCCCCCCCCCCCCGACCGCCCUCGCUGGCCCCUCGGUCUCCUGCUUUCUUAAAACGUUUUUUGGAACCCCUGAAACCUCAGCUCGUCUCCGACAGGAACACGGCGAGUCUCUGUGGGGAAAAAACCCCCGGAGACGACUUGUAAAUCUGCAUGUGUAUAUUUAUUACCCCGCGGAGAGCAUUUGGGUUUGAAUGCUGUGCAAUGGUUGAGUUAGUCGACGAUGACGUACACUUUGUGGUCUUUUUAUUUAAUUCAUUUUAGAAGGUGAUUUUUAUUAGAAGCUUUGUUUCUUAUUUUGCUUUGUUUGUUGUGAUCUAAUUAGAUUUUUUUUUUUUUUUUUUCAGUUUUUUUUUUUUUUGUUUGUUGGUUUGUUUUUUUAAAUGGAGUCCGGAGUUGUAAGAACGUUUUGAUGAUUGUUCCCUAAAAAAUACAACAAAAAAAACAAAAAAACUUAAAGAGAGCUUCUUUUUGGUCACGUGACAGAAACAUGGCUUCUCAUUGGUUUAAUUUGUGUCCUCAAAGUUAGUGUCUCAGAUUACUCUCUAAACCCAUAAAUUAAUUCAUUAUCAGCCAUAUUGAAAUCACCUGCUCUAAAAAAAAAUAAGAUUUAACACGUCUUUAAUGAUGGACGGAGGCCGUCACAUUUAUGAAUUCACAGCGUCCAUUUGUCUGGAGCGCAGACAGACAUGAUCAGUUUUACAUUAGCUUAGCUUCCAGCUAAUUAGCAAAAGAUACUUAGCUGUAAAUUACAGCUGUUUUUGCACAGUUAGAUUAACUGAACUUUUUUUUUUUUUUUUUUUCAAUUAGGCUUCUUCAUGAAACUUGAUAGAUCCACUCUGUUAACUGAUUACAUUCAGUUAAAUAUAUUCAACCUUAAUCACGGUCAUCAUUUAAUCAAGACUGUUAAUCUCAAGCCUCAAGGAACGCGGCCUUUCUCCAGGGACUCCCACGUUCAUUAGUUCACUGUUAUUGUUGGUUUAAAGUUCAAUUUAAUUCUUUUAAAUAUCCAUGAAUUGGAUAACGGCGUCCUUUGUCCUCGUCUUUUGAUUGGGCGUGGCGUCAGUAUCGCUUCUUAUUUUCAGCUUUAUCAUGCUAGCUGCAAUACGGUACAAGUGAAGUGUUGUCCGAGGACUGCAGCAGGUUUACUCCGACGCAAACGAGUGCAUAAGCGCAACCUUAAAGGCAAUAAUUAUCUGCAUUUUUGUUUCCUCAUGCGUAAACCACACAAGGUUUCUCUGAAAUGUCUUAAAUGUGUCUUUUAAAAGGCUAAAUUUGUUAAAAUCUUAAAAAAAAAGGAAAAUCUCCACGUCGUAGAAGUUUCGAAUAAAUGAGAGAAAACCCAUCAGAGUGAUUUGAGUCACUGAUCAUUUGAGGCACAAAUUCUGUAAUUUAUGGGACAUUUGAUCCAAAGUAUUCCCUCCGGAUUCUCGUUUCUCUUCCUGUCGUUGUGUUUCGUAGAGAUCUUCCAGGUUAGGAUCAGUUUUUGAACUAGACGACCUGUGUUCCGGUCUUUCCCCUCCCUGCACUCUGUUCUGAGAUCAGCCGUCGGGUGGUGGUGUUAGGUUAGGAGGUGGUGGUAGGUAGGGAGGGAAGGUGGGGGUGCGUUCAGGAUCCCCGCAGAGCAAAGAGGACGGCUGCUCUUUAUAGAGAUUAGACUCGUUUUCUUCUACAAAAAGAAACUUGAUGUGUUUAUAUUAUAAAUAUGAAACUGAUGUUUUUGUCUUCGUUUUAGCAAAACGUUUUUUGUUUUUUUUUUGUUUUUCGUUUUUUGACUUGUGUUCCCAAACAAUACUUGAAUUUCUUAAAAAAAAAAUGUUUAGACUUAAAGUAGUGAAUGAUGAAUAAAUAAAUAAAUGGACACUGGAUAAUA